Syzygium oleosum is the source of this 2388-nucleotide messenger RNA. Its product is annotated as probable leucine-rich repeat receptor-like protein kinase At1g68400. The record is from RefSeq and is a predicted model, not a curated record. The transcript is spliced from 2 exons. Lineage: Eukaryota; Viridiplantae; Streptophyta; Magnoliopsida; Myrtales; Myrtaceae. Gene Ontology annotation, biological process: protein phosphorylation. Bases 39 to 2129 code for a protein of 696 amino acids. Gene Ontology annotation, molecular function: ATP binding; protein kinase activity; protein binding.
CCUCUCUCUCUCCGUCGCUCCUCCUCCGCAGCGCCACCAUGUCGCCGCCUCUUCACCUGAAGAAGCUCCUCCUCCUCCUCCUCCUCCUCCUGCUCCGCUUCUCUUCCCUCCAAGCUCCCUCCGCCGCCGCCGCUGCCAACCCAGACGCCGGGCCUCUCCUGGCCUUUAAGGCCGCCUCCGACGCCGACGACAGGCUCGCCAGCUGGAACUCCUCCGCCGACGCCUGCUCGUGGCUCGGCGUCUCCUGCCUCCACGGCCGCGUCUCCCGCGUCGUCCUCGAGAGCCUCGGCCUCCGCGGCUCCAUCCAGCCCCUCACUUCCCUCUCCCAGCUCCGCGUCCUCAGCCUCAAGCACAACCGCUUCUCGGGUCGGGUCCCGGAUCUGUCCAACCUCACGUCCCUCAAGCUCCUCUUCCUCUCCCACAACGGCUUCUCCGGCGAGUUCCCGGCCUCCGUGCCGGAGCUCUCGAGGCUCUAUCGUCUCGAUCUGUCCUUCAACAACUUCUCGGGCGAGGUCCCGGCGGGGCUCAACGGGUUGACCCACCUGCUGACCCUGAGGCUCGAGGGGAACGGGUUCUCUGGCCCCAUUUCAGGCCUGGACCUCCCGAACCUCCAGGACUUCAACAUCUCCCGCAACAGGCUCGCCGGCGAAGUGCCCAAGUCGCUGUCGGGGUUCCCCGAGUCUGCAUUUGCGGAGAACUCGGCCCUGUGCGGGUACCCGCUGAGGAAAUGCGGCGCCGCCGCCGGCGACCCGACUCGACCCGGAUCCGACGGGGCCAUCGCGUCACCACUGAGCCCGAGCGCGAAGCCCAACACCGUGGCCUCAUCCCCGACCUCCAUGCCCGUGACCGCGACGCCGGCCGCGGCCUCGUCGGGCGCUCGCCGCUCCGGGGCAGCCCACAUCAAGCCCGUGGCCAUGAUCGCCAUCAUAGUUGGCGACGUCCUAGUGCUCGCGGCAAUCUCGCUCCUUCUCUACUGCUACUUCUGGAGGAGCUACGUCGGCGAGAAGAAGAACUCCAAGCUCCUGGAGAGCGAGAAGAUCGUGUACUCGUCCAGCCCAUACCCGGCCGCGGCCGCCGCCGCAGCGGCAGCGGCUAACAACCCCGCCGGGUACGAGCGGGGGAGGAUGGUGUUCUUCGAGGGGGUGAAGCGGUUCGAGCUGGAGGACCUGCUGAGGGCGUCGGCGGAGAUGCUGGGGAAGGGGGGGUUCGGGACGGCGUACAAGGCGGUGCUGGACGACGGGAACGUGGUGGCGGUGAAGCGGCUGAAGGACGCGAGCGUGGGGGGGAGGAGGGAGUUCGAGCAGCACAUGGAGGUGCUGGGGAGGCUGAUCCACCCCAACCUGGUGAGCCUGAGGGCUUAUUACUUCGCGAGGGAGGAGAAGCUGCUGGUCUACGACUACAUGGCCAAUGGGAGCUUGUUUUGGCUCCUUCACGGGAACCGAGGAGUGGGCAGAACGCCGCUGGACUGGACCACCCGCCUCAAGCUCGCGGUGGGCGCGGCGCGGGGCCUGGCCUUCAUCCACAACUCGUGCAAGUCCCUCAAGCUCGUCCACGGCAACGUCAAGUCCACCAACAUCCUCAUCGACCAUGCCGGGAAUGCCCGUGUCUCCGACUACGGCCUCUCCGUCUUCGCCUCCCCCGCCGCCGCUCCCCGACCCAACGGUUACCGCGCGCCCGAGGCGGCCAACAGCCACCGCGGCAUCGUGAAGCUCACGCAGAAGUCGGACGUGUACUCGUUCGGGGUCGUCCUCCUGGAGCUGCUGACCGGGAAGUGCCCGUCCGCGCCGGACCCCGGGAGUGGGGCUGAGUACGUUGGCGGGGCCGGUGGCGUCCUGGACCUGCCACGGUGGGUCCAGUCGGUGGUGAGGGAGGAGUGGACGGCGGAGGUGUUCGAUCUGGAGCUGAUGAGGUACAAGGACAUCGAGGAGGAGAUGGUGGGGCUGCUCCAGAUCGCGAUGGCGUGCACCUGCGCCUCCCCCGACCAACGGCCGAGGAUGGGCUACGUGGUCCAGAUGAUCGAGGAGAUCCGCGGGGCCGACGAGGAGUCGUCGUCCCCGUGCCACGACAACCUCGAGUCCGUUUCCGAUUCCCCGUCGAUGUCGGAAGGCACGUGCGGGACGAGCCAGUGAUCUCUAGCAGGAAAUACUUCAUUUGAUCUCCGUGAAACUCCACCGUAAUUCUUGUAAUUAACAAGUCAUCAUCUGCUAUUUCUUCUUCCUUUUUUUUUUUCCACUGUUUUCAAUUUGAUUUUCUGUUUUUUUGACCAGUCGAUAUCAUCGUGAAUGAUAGCGGGGAAAGGGGGUGAAGGAUUUGAUUUGAGCUUUUCUUGAGUUGGGUUCAUGAUGAGGAUUGAGAAAUCAUUGUGGUUAAUGAAGAGGUCUUCAUUGC